Polistes canadensis is the source of this 2077-nucleotide messenger RNA. RefSeq names its product HAUS augmin-like complex subunit 3 (gene dgt3). The record is from RefSeq and is a predicted model, not a curated record. The transcript has 9 exons. The coding region runs from base 87 to 1913 and encodes 608 amino acids. NCBI's taxonomy places the organism in Eukaryota, Metazoa, Arthropoda, Insecta, Hymenoptera, Vespidae.
UUAUUUUAUUCGAGUUUACUAACCUUACAGUUAACCGUUAUGAUUUGUGUGUAUGUGUUUUUGUUGUUAUUUAAAACACAUUAAACAUGAACGUGUCCGGAAAAAUUCUUUACCAAAAAGUCGAAUAUUUAAGACCAGAUUUGUCUACUAGUAUAACAUCUGACAUAUUUGAUAAAAUAUGCGAUAUAUCAACGGUCCAACCUUUUUUAGAAUGGUUUUGCAAUAAUGUCAGUCGUGCUAAUGUAUUAUCCAAAGAAGAAUUAUAUCUAAAAAACAAAUUAGAAAAUACGGAAGAAUGGUUAAGUGGAAAAGAAUUGGAUGAAGCACUCGAAGAAUUAACUCGCGAUAAUCCAGAAUUAUUGAAAUUAAUUCAUUUCGAAGACGAAAAUGUCAACGAAAAGUUUGCCGAAUUUGAAUCAUUGAAAGAUCUUUACAAAAUGGAUGGAGAUUAUGAAGAAUUAUUAAAGAAUAAUAUAUUGAAUUUAAAAGAAUUAGAAUAUUCAUUGGAAGAUGAAAUAGAACAAGAAGAGAAUAAUUAUGAAAAGGAACAAAUAGAACUAUUCAAAGCAUUCAAUGAUUGCAAUGAUAUUCUUGAAAAAUUUGAUGAACAAAACCGCAGUUUUUCUAGAGAAACUGAACAGCUUCUCGGUGUCUAUACGGAUGCAAUUGAAAAUAAAGGAUUACCAAUAUUGUGGAUACAAAUGCCCAUCGAUUUGUUCAUCAAACAAAUCAAGCUUUACAAUGAUUACUUGGAUAUACUGAUUAAGCGACAAUUCAGUUUAGAUGAUCAAGAGGUAGAACAACAACAAAAACAACAUGAUUCAGAUUACGAAACCUUUAUAAACGACAGUAAAGAAAGACAAAUCUAUAAACAUACGCAAGAAUUGGCGGCAUGCAAAUUAAAACUUACCAAUUCAAAGUUUGAAGUAGUCUACAUGAAAAUGCGUGAAGCCUCUUGCAGAACGAUGCUUGAACAUACUCGUUUAAUAUGGAACGAUGGAAAUUUAAAAGUACCCGAGCAAACCCAUUUACUAGACGAGAUCGUGGACUUGGCCAGAAGAAGAGAUUUUUUGGAAGAGAAUAUUACUCUUUUAAGAGAACGGCAACUUCCAGAAGUUAUAGAACAAUAUGUAGAGACUGCAAUAAUUCAAGUUUUACAACAAACCUUACUAGUCAGAUUGAGACGAAGGCAAACUCGAUUUGAAAAGUUAAAAUCUUUGUUGUCUUUCACUCGUGAACAUGGUCAUGUUUAUUCAGAUUUAUUAUGCAUAUUAAUGGAUUCUCAAUUUCAUUCGCUCAAAGAGAUAUCCGAAUUUAUUGCUAAUGCUCGUCAUUAUCUAACCACAGAAUAUUCUCUUUCUUCUUCGCGUUGCAAAAUUAUGCAACAACAGCAGAAAGAAUAUGCCGUACUUCAGGGUUCCAUUAUCAAUCAAAAUAUCUUCAACGAAUUAUUUAUAUCCAUGAUGUCAAUCAAUGAUGUUUCUUCCGAUGCAUUAAAUCAUGCACUAGUCAAAUACAACGAUCUAAUAUCAAAUAAUAAAGAAAAGAAACAAUUUAUAUUCGAUACUUAUAUAAAGGAUGAAAUCAAUAGGGUAUUGUUAUCGGAAGAAGAAGUAUUGAGUAAUUACGAUAAAGAAAGAAAUAUUGGAAUUACUAGAAGCUUUGUACCCCUUUCAUAUGAAUUGAAUGUGCAAUAUCAUAAAACAUUGGACCAAUUUGAAAAUGUUAAAACAAAUUUAACGACAGUGAGGAACGCGUUAAAAGAAAAAAUGAGAAACAACAAUCAUUUGGAAAAAGAUAAAGAUAUUUUGUGGCAAAGAUUUUUAACCGAUCCCGAAACGUUAAGAAAGAACUACGAAGAGACUAAACGAAUGGCGGAUCGAUCACAUUUUGGAAAGGAUACUAGAGUUUAAUAAGACUUUAAAUAAAAUAAGCGCGUAUAAGACUUAAAAGAAUAUUUUUAUUACAAAAAAAAGAAAAGAAAGAAACAAACAAAUAUACAUAUAUAUUUAGUUACUAAACAAUUGAAUGAUUGAACAUAAAAGUAAAGCAAUAUAAUAAAUAUUUUUGCAUUCGA